Messenger RNA from Dimorphilus gyrociliatus, 1552 nucleotides. NCBI's taxonomy places the organism in Eukaryota, Metazoa, Annelida, Polychaeta, Dinophilidae. The record is from the annotation of a GenBank genome assembly.
UAUGGCAGAAGGAGGAAAUGGAAAUGCCACUGGGGCAGUUACAGACUCUAACCCUUCAACCCCAGCAACUCCAACAAUUACAAUUCAGCCAGCAGGAAUGUCAGAAAGGCAACAAAGACUAAUUGAAGACUAUGAUAGAUUGGUGAGUGAAAUGAAAAGAAAUCGAAUCACAAUUCCAACAGAUCAUGGACAUGGAACACAUCACCCAGCACAGAACCCAAAUGUUGAUAUCACAACAGUUAUUCAAGCAUUAAGGGCUGCUUGGGAUUGCCCUCAAAGAACUAUUCUCAAGUUGUAUGAUGGAAGCAACGAGUGUUCAAAAUUCAAGGAAGACUUUAAUCAGGCAUGUUAUGCUUAUGGUUGGAUUGGUGAAGAUGUUGUGAAAGCAAAUCUUUUAGAUUAUUUAACUGGUCCUGCAAAGGAUUUGGUGUUGGCUCUGGAUGGAGAGCCUACUGUGGAGGAAAUAUGGAAAGCCCUCCAUGAUGAAUUUGAUCUGGAUCCUUUGGAGUAUCAAGAGAAAUUGCUUAACUUAAAGCAAAUGAAUGGCGAAAGUGUGGUUCAGUUUGUUAAUAGAGCAAAGAAAUUAAUAAAGAGGUUUUCUCUGCCUAGACCAUUUACUCAAAUACAUAUUACUGGACUUGGAAAAGAAUUAGAUCAAUCAUCAAGACCAACUACAACAAUUGGAACUGAAGAAAUUGUUAUGACACAAACACCAACAAUUGCAGAAGCAACCAGUCAACAAUUAACAACAUUUACAGAACAAACUGCAACUACAACUAGUGAUGAAGAAAUAAUUGAGGCAGCAGCUAGAGCAGAGGCUGCAACAACUCUUCAAAUAAAUGAUUGUAAUACUGACAAUUAUACACAAAUUGAUAUUGGUUUAUUAGAAGAAUUGGGAAUAAAUUUAGAAGUUGGCCAAGAAAUAGAGAUGGAAGAGAUAAAUGAAGGAGAAGAAGAAGAAGGAGAAAUUGUUGAUCAGUUUUAUUUUAAUUUACAAGAGAAAAAUGAAAAAAAGAUAGAUAUAGGUAAUAUGUUGAUUGUUCAAAGAAGCAAUAAUAUUAUGGUAGACACUAAUUCUUUGAAUAUUAUUGAUGCAAGUCAAAGAUUAUUUUUAAGAAAGGUUAAACCACAAUUUACAAAUGUAACUGAUUUUACAAUUUUAACAGAUCAAUUUGUUAAUUUAAAUGAAAAAAAAUGGGAAAAGUUACAAGCUAUAAUUAAAACAGAAAAAAAAGUACAAAUGUUUUGUAUAGAAAAUUUAGAAAUGGAUGAUUUACUUCCAAUUGUAACUGGUUGGAAAUUAAUUACAAGUAAUCUUUUUGUAUAUAUAAAGCAUAAUUCUAAAAAUGUUGACAUUAAGAAAAUUGUUAAGCAGUUACCUUUUUCCAAAAAUAAUUUGUAUUUCACAAAAAAAUCAUUUGAUAAGAAUAUUUGUCAAGAUUUGAAAGUAAUGGGAUGUAAAUUAUUAAACCAUCCUAAUGAAAUAUGUAAAAAAGAAGAAACUCUUGUUAUUAGAUUGCUUAAAGAAUUAAUAUCUGUUGUUAAAAAUUAA